CUCUAUUUCUCUUGUUACAUAACAAAGCAACUAGUGAGAAAAGUAUAGGAUGGAGAAGAGCAACGAGCGUAUUUAUGUCCUUGGUGCCACUGGUAAUGUCGGCUCUGUUGUGUUGGACAAGCUGAUCAAAAGCGGCAUUCAGGUCACGGCCUACACUCGUACACCGCCAAAAGUUGCCAACACGUCUAGCACUAUCACCAUUAUUCAAGGCGGUUAUCACGACUUGACACCAUUUAAUGAAUCCAUUGCCGGUCACACGCGCUUGUUUCUGCUUGUGCCUGACAUGGAUGACAUGGCUGCCAUCAAAAUUGCACUGGCUAAAAAGGCCUACGAAGCGGGGGUGAAACAAAUUGUCGACUUGUCAGUCCAAUCUGUGCCUUGGCGUCAGUACCAAGCGCUGCUACCACACCAAGUUGCAGAAAAGGCCAUCUAUGAACUAGCUAACAAACCUUCACGAAAUCAUGGUUUCGUGAGUCUGCGGCCGAGCAAUUUCAUGAGCAAUCUAUUGUUCAAUCUCGAAACUAUCCAAAAACAGAGCACGAUCAUGGAUUCUGCUUCUGCUCCGGACGAGUUGCAAGAAUGGAUUUCGCCAUGCGAUAUUGGCGAGGUAGCGGCACGUAUUUUGAUGGAUCCAGUCGAAAAACAUGGUGAUGCUGCAUACGAGCUGGUUGGCGAUGUCAAGACACCCCAAGAACGUGCUCAAUUUUUGUCUGAACUGUUGGAUCGCACAAUAACGUACACUCAGGUCCCACCACAAACCAUGUAUGAUACUUUCCUUAAAAUGGGAUCCGCUUCUGAUCUUGCGUAUUGUGCCGCUACGUAUCGCGCCGUAAGUCCAGCAGUGACUCGUGGUUUGCCAAUCCUGCUUGGGCGACAGCCUGAAUCAAUUCAAAAAUGGAUGGCUCGUAACAAGAGCGCUUUUUCUUAAGUUGAUAUUCACCACAUGAUAGCCAACUCUAGCUUAAAUAAAAGAUAAUAAAGGACAACUCAAGUGAUAUAUAGCGACAAUGAAGUGAGUUCACUAGAUUCAUUACAGUAGCGUAUCAACAAUGAAUGUAGCUGAGCUGUUCUCUCUCCUAUUACGACGCUGUAUGCCUCUUGGACGAAUGCAUCAUUACAGAGCCAUUGCAACUACAGUAUCUUCAAUAGCAAGAUAAAUCAGAAGAAAAAUACUUUUUU
Molecule: messenger RNA, 1179 nt
Organism: Zychaea mexicana
Lineage: Eukaryota; Fungi; Mucoromycota; Mucoromycetes; Mucorales; Lichtheimiaceae
Exons: 1
Coding region: 50-928 (292 amino acids)
Source: RefSeq, a predicted model, not a curated record